Messenger RNA from Daucus carota subsp. sativus, 1406 nucleotides. Its product is annotated as primase homolog protein. Bases 153 to 1235 code for a protein of 360 amino acids. The record is from RefSeq and is a predicted model, not a curated record. The transcript is spliced from 13 exons. Gene Ontology annotation, molecular function: single-stranded DNA binding; 5'-3' DNA helicase activity. NCBI's taxonomy places the organism in Eukaryota, Viridiplantae, Streptophyta, Magnoliopsida, Apiales, Apiaceae.
GCAAAGUUAUGAUAAAACACAGAGUCGAAUCGGGCAUAAUCUCCGGGUCUUACAAGCUCCAGGGAUAAGCUUGUGUUGUGUGAAGAGUAGUUCAGUACUGUAGCUGUCUAGUAAUAGGACAACAACAAAGCUUAGUGGAACAUAGUUGAGGAAUGCAGUUGUUUGUCCGAUAUCAAGCACACCCAUUAUCUCUCUUCACCCUCUCAUCAAAACCCAUAUCUCAGUUUCGCUCUUUUCGAUUUUUAACUCAUGCCAGCAUCUCCAGAAAACCAGAUUUGGGAACACCUGAAAUAGAGGUUGAUAAACUGAGUGAAAUGAAGGAGAAGAUUGAGAAUCUCGGGAUCAGCUGUGAUUUUACUUCUCCUGGCCAAUACAUUGUACUUACCUGUCCAAAGUGUAAAGGUGGACGCUCUCUGGAGAAGACUCUAUCUUUUCAUUUUAGUCAAAACAAGAAACUUGCAAUGUGGAGAUGUUUUCAUAUGGAAUGUGGAUGGGCAGAUCGGGUCUUUGCAGAUAAUGAUGUAAACCAAGCUAACAAAUUAGACUUAUUCAGGAAAACAGAGGAGAGUCUGAGGUUAGAGCCACUUAGCCAUGAGAUGACUGCAUAUUUUGCUGAUAGAAUGAUAUCCGGAAAAGUUUUGCAGAAAAACUCUGUAAUGCAACUAUCAACUGAUCAGGAUGUCAUUGCUUUUACUUACAAAAGAAAUGGAGCGAUUAUAAACUGCAAAUACAGGAACAUCGUCAACAAGAGAUUUUGGCAGGAGAAGGGCACGGAAAAAAUAUUGUAUGGAAUUGAUGACAUAAAAGACACAGAUGAGAUAAUCAUUGUUGAAGGUGAGAUUGAUAAGCUUUCGAUGGAGCAGGCUGGACUAGCGAAUUCUGUUAGUGUUCCAGAUGGUGCACCACAGAAACUUUCGACUGAAGAGUUGCCAUCUCCAGACAAGGACUCCAGAUUUAUGUAUCUUUGGAAUUGUAAAGAAUAUCUAGACAAGGCUUCAAAAAUUAUCCUAGCAACUGAUGGUGACUGGCCUGGUCAAGUCUUGGCUGAAGAACUUGCACGACGACUUGGAAAAAAAAGAUGUUGGCUCGUGCAAUGGCCUAAAAAAGAUGAAUCGUGCUGCUUUAAAGAUGCAAAUGAGGUUCUGAAGAAUUUGGGGCCCAGUGCUCUGAGGGACAUAAUUAAUAAUGCAGUAUUAUAUCAAACUCCAAAUUUUGAUACAAGGCAACUGAAGUGAGUUAUUCAUUAACAUCAGAGUAGGAAUAGAUAAUGAGGACUUCAGCAGAAUUUUUGUGUAAAAGUUGCAUAUAAUGCGGAACAAGUAUGUCUUGCAUAUCUAAUACAUUGUGCUUGACUGCUUGCAACAAAUCAUUAAGUGUUUCUAGUGCAAUAUUAUGGUAUUAAUCAA